AUGACGAUCUCCCCGUGGGACCGCUGGUCUUCCACUAACUGCUGUUUGUGCUGCCACGUCCGCACAGGCACCAUCAUCCUGGGGGUCUGGUACAUGCUCAUCAAUGCGGUGGUGUUACUCAUCCUGCUCACUGCUCUCAGUGAUCCUGAGCAGUACCACUUGACCAGCGCUGAGCUGGCCAACGAUCUCCAUGUCAUGGAUGAUGCAAAUAUGUGCAUUGCCUCAGCAAUCUCCCUGCUGAUGAUACUUAUUUGUGGGAUGGCAACUUACGGUGCAUGCAAGCUGCAUGCAGCCUGGAUCAUCCCAUUUUUUUGCUACCAAAUAUUUGACUUUGCACUCAACACCCUGGUUGCUGUCAGCAUUGUGGUCUACCCGAACACUAUACAGGAUUACCUGCAGCAACUGCCGGACAACUUCCCCUACAAAGAGGAGAUUGGUGCUCUCAGUAACGUGUGUUUGGUCCUCAUCGUACUCAUCUUCAUUAGUUGUAUUCUAGGCUUUAAGGCCUACUUGAUUGCUUGUGUAUGGAACUGCUACAAGUACGUGUGUGCAAGAGCCACUGCUGAAAUGCUGUUCUACGUUACGACCAGUGAUACCACGGUAUUACUACCUCCAUAUGAUGACAGCAUGGGUGUGCCUCCCAAGCAGGCUCCUCCACCUUAUAUAACAGCUACAGCGUGA
Lampris incognitus (smalleye Pacific opah) is the source of this 681-nucleotide messenger RNA. Its product is annotated as lysosomal-associated transmembrane protein 4B-like. The record is from RefSeq and is a predicted model, not a curated record. The transcript is spliced from 7 exons. Bases 1 to 681 code for a protein of 226 amino acids. Gene Ontology annotation, cellular component: lysosomal membrane. Lineage: Eukaryota; Metazoa; Chordata; Actinopteri; Lampriformes; Lampridae.